CAGCCAGGCUGCAGUCGGAGACUCGCAGGCAGCAAAUACGGUGUGCGGAAACGCAUAGGCAAGAGGAGCAGGCAGCCGGGGGAGAGAGAGCUCCAUGCAAAGCCAAAAUAAAACACAUAGCAGAACAAACCCUUUAAUCCCCAACAAGCGGCGGCAGUAGCAGCAGCGAUCGUACAGUACAUAUAAAAAUAUCCUGCUCCUGCAUCAUGGUUUUUCAAACUAGGCUCCCUUCUUGGAUUAUUUUAUGCUCCAUCUGGCUGUUUCGCUUUGCACACACGGGGGAGGCACAGGCUGCAAAAGAAGUAAUAUUGCUGGACUCUAAAGCACAACAGACCGAGUUGGAGUGGAUUUCCUUUCCUCCCAAUGGGUGGGAAGAAAUUAGUGGACUGGAUGAAAAUUACACUCCUAUACGAACAUACCAGGUAUGCCAGGUCAUGGAACCUAACCAAAAUAACUGGCUUCGGACUAACUGGAUUGCAAAAGGCAAUGCACAAAGGAUUUUUGUAGAACUGAAAUUCACUCUGAGGGAUUGUAACAGUCUUCCUGGAGUACUGGGGACAUGUAAAGAAACUUUUAACUUACAUUAUUAUGAAACAGACUACGACACUGGCCGGAAUAUCCGAGAAAAUCAGUAUGUAAAAAUAGACACCAUUGCAGCAGAUGAAAGUUUUACCCAAGGUGACCUUGGAGAGAGAAAAAUGAAACUUAACACAGAGGUGAGAGAGAUUGGACCUUUGUCCAAGAAAGGAUUUUAUCUUGCAUUUCAAGAUGUAGGUGCCUGCAUUGCUUUGGUUUCUGUCAAAGUCUACUACAAGAAAUGCUGGUCUAUUAUUGAGAACUUAGCUAUUUUUCCAGAUACAGUGACUGGCUCAGAGUUUUCCUCUCUAGUUGAGGUACGAGGAACUUGUGUCAGCAGCGCAGAAGAGGAGGCUGAUAACUCUCCUAGGAUGCAUUGUAGUGCAGAAGGAGAAUGGUUAGUGCCUAUUGGAAAGUGUAUCUGCAAAGCUGGGUACCAGCAAAAAGGAGACACUUGUGAACCAUGUGGCCGAGGAUUCUACAAAUCAUCUUCGCAAGAUCUACAGUGCUCUCGGUGUCCUACUCACAGUUUCUCUGACAAGGAAGGAUCUUCCCGGUGUGAUUGUGAUGAUAGCUAUUAUAGAGCGCCUUCUGAUCCACCAUAUGUUGCGUGCACAAGACCUCCAUCUGCACCACAGAACCUCAUCUUCAAUAUCAACCAGACUACCGUGAGUUUGGAAUGGAGUCCUCCUGCCGACAAUGGGGGAAGAAAUGAUGUGACCUACCGAAUUUUGUGCAAAAGGUGCAGCUGGGAGCAGGGUGAAUGUGUUCCCUGUGGGAGUAACAUUGGAUAUAUGCCCCAGCAAACUGGAUUAGUAGAUAACUACGUCACUGUCCUGGACCUGCUGGCUCAUGCUAAUUACACUUUUGAAGUGGAAGCUGUAAAUGGGGUAUCUGACUUGAGCCGUUCCCAGAGGCUCUUUGCAGCUGUCAGUAUUACCACUGGUCAAGCAGGUUCUCUUGGGUCUGUACAAAAAUUCUCUCUUCUACUUACUACAGUAUUGGUGCUACAAGGAGCUGAAGAAAACAUACAGUGUGAAGGUUCUUCUGCAUAGGCUCCCUUUCUGAGUAUUUUAAACCUCUAUUAUCUUCCUGGGUGCCUGGAAGAUGACUUGGGUAUCUGACACUGUUUUCAUCAUUCAUGUCUUCCCUCUGGAUUACACUUCCAAUUUAUUUAAUUUGUCCAGAUAUUUGAGGAUGAAAUUCAGUGAGAAUGUGACAAUUAUUCUUUGUCCCUUAUAUUUAUCAUAAUCUGACAGGUGAAAUGUCAGGGAAAAUAAAAUCCACCUAGCAUAUCGCCCAUGGGGGGAAAAUGUAUCCAUUUUCUAUAUGUGGAAUAAAAAAAACCCUAGAAAAUCUCGUAUCAGGAUAGUGAAAUGGUAAAUUGCUUGUUGUUAAAAAAUCGUCUUCUGACUCUACUGUAUUUUGCUUUGUGGCAUGAUCUUGGGACAGUGUAGUAACCCUGCUAGGAAACUAACCAUCUGAGGUUUAAGCAGAAGUCUUAACCUGUGCAGUAAUUAUAUUUGCUGGGUUUCUGAAGGAAUUCUAAGUUGCAAAUAGGAAAUGAAUGUGUACAGACUGGUUUAAGAAAUAAUGCUAAGUAACGUUUUAAAGUAUUUCUCAUAAUUUAUAUGUCUUUUUAGCACUUUUUAUUGAUCAUCAUAAUCUGAUUUUUUUAAAUGCAGAUGUUUACUCUUUUCUGUGGAAGCAUUCACUAUACCAGUGCAUUUAAUCAUAGUCUACCCACUUUGGUCUCCAUAGUGAAUUGAAGGGCUGUGUGGGGGUCUGUGGAGAUAACUAAGAAAAACAGCCUUGAAAAUGUAAAAUGAUUACUAUCUUUUCAAUGAAAAGGGGCUAAACAUUUAUCUAAUUCUGAGAUUGUCUGUGACAUUUCUAGGUUCUGUGGAUCAUAGUCCUCAAAUUUAGGCUUUGUCAGGGUAGUUCAAGUAUUUCCACAUUGAUCUGCCAAUAUACCUCAGUUCUUGCCUAUAGGAAAUCUGUUUCCAUGUUCAUUCAGCCUUUGGUCUUUCUGUUGGGAUUAUGAAUGUAGACUAAUAACUGUCCAAAAGUUACCCCAUUUUGGCACCCUACUUUGCUGCCUUUAAAUCGCUUGGUUAUGGUUUUUGAAGCUGCCACCAAUUUAAUUAAAUGGCUGUCUCAUUUCAAGCAAACAGACGGACGGUGUUCAGGACAGCAUAUACAUCUAUUCUGAACUAUCCUAUGGUGAAGAAAAUUAGAGUCCUCUGGUAUUUAGUUGGCGAAAUUGACUUCCAUUAUAUGUACCUUAGUGAUCCAGUAGCACACCAAAUAUGUAUGAGGAAGUGUGGUCCAGUGACUGAAUUCAUAGCUAAGGAGGUGGGAAAAGACCUAUUAGGUCAUCUGUUCUAUCUGUCUGCCAAUAUAGGAUUCCUAGUACAUUUUCUAGUGUUUUCAUAGUCAUGGAUUUAUAGAUUUUAAGGCCAGAGGGGACCAUUAUGAUGAUCUAGUCUGAUAUCCUGUGUAACACAGGCUAUAGAAUUACUCCAAGUGAUUCCUGCAUCGAGCCCAUAACUUCUACAAUAAAUGCUGUAGCUCAUCCAGAAAGACAUCCAGUCUUAAUUUUAAAGCGUGUAAGUGGCGGAAAAUCCACCAUGUUUCUAGGUAAAUGUUGUAAGAGUGCAGAAGUCGAGAGACCUGGAUUCUGUUUUUAGCAUGCUUGCUCUCUAUGGCUUGUUGUGUGAUCUUGAGCAGGUCACUUAAGCCAACAUUUUCAAGUGUCCACUAAUUUUGAAAUUAUGGCACAAAGCCUAAUUUCAGUUGAGGUUCUGGAUGCUCAUCACUUCUGAAAAUCAGGAGCUAGAUAUCUCUGGUUUGGCAAUCAAAUAGUGACACAUCAUGGGUCCGGUUUUGAAAGUUUGUUUUCAAACUCUGCGCUGCAGUUGCCCCAUCUGUAAAAUGGAAACAGUACAUGCCCAUCUUUUAAAAAGCACUUCGAGAUCUUCUGAUGAAAAGUGCUAAAUAAAUGUAAAGUAUUUUUUUCUGUCUCAACUGCAGAAAUCCUUUUAAAGAAAAGACUAGCUUCCUUUUUAUAUUUUUCAAGAACAAUUAUAGUCACACAAAAGGAAUGUUCUCAUUUACAUUAUUUUGUAGCAAAAGGUUUUGCUGCAUAAUGCUGAUUUCUUUGGUUAAGUGUGUGUGGGGGAAAUAUUUUAUAUGGAACAGAUUGACUAUAAUUGAAAAUGGAGAGACUGGUUACACAAAGGACAGUGUAAUGCAUCUGUGCUCCUAUUUUAUUUUUACCAUGGAGAGAAGAAAAAUGUUAGAUUUAUUUAUAGCCAAGUAAACUAGAAUUCAUGCAGCUCUCAUUUGUGACUGGGACUCUUCUAUACUACUUCCAAAAAAUGAUUCUUUUUGUAUGCCUGUAUUGGUUUUUGUUUGUGUAAAUGUGUGUAUGACUAAACCCUUUGCACUCUCUAUUGUGUUGUCACGUUAGGUGGCUAUAUGUAAUAACUGGGCAUACCACAUGCAUGGAAUCUUGCAGUGAGAUUUGCCCUUUUUGUGUUUUGUUUCAAUGAAUGGAUCCCUGGGGCUAUCUUCCCAAAUUCAAAUAAUUGUGUAAUGAUAACUUGAAAUCAUUUAUAAAGGAAUGAGGUUACAGAAUACCUUCUGCUCAUUAAUCUGCUUUUAUUCUCCCACGUAUAACGGAACCCUAAUGGGACAAAGAGAUCAUGUCAGGGAAGGGGAUGCCAAGUUGAGUAACACAAGGGGGCUAGAUGUUUAAGAUCAAAUUAUUUGUUUUUGUGAAAUAAAUAUGGGUGGAGGAGGUAGGUAAGUGGAUAAACUGCAUUCCAGCAUCACAAUGCUUACAAUAUUUAUGUGUGAUGCACAGCUAUUGGAUCUUGUGUUUAAAAACUGUGUGGUGUUAUAGGCUGUAUCCAGAGCCAUGCGGCCCACUUUACAAAAACACAAAAGAACAAAGUCAGAAGUGGAUACAAAAAGUAUGUGAACCCAAAGGUGUGACCUAGCAAUUUCCAAAGAUCAUGAAUCUAAAUUGAGGUUUACUGGUAUGAAAUGUGCAAAAUAAACUCUGAUCCUGCAAGCUGAUCUAUGCAGACCCAGGUGGCCACCAGUCUUGUAGGAGUGGGACCUACUCCUGUAUAAGCCCCAGACACAGUGGAUGAGUGCAUUGGCGAGGGAGGCAAAGGAGUGGUGCACUACCCACCUUGUGGGGGCCUGUAAGAAAGUUGUUCAUGGAGGGUGAAAUUCACCUAUGUUUUUGCUAGGGGUCACACAAGGCUUAUGCACUAUUUAAGACUCCAUUAAAUCCUCAAAAUGGGGCUUAAAUGUAUUGGUAUGAACUAUGUAUUGGUAAUUUGCUUAUAGCCCUCAAUUUCUUUUGUAAAAUACAUGAAUAUUUUUUUUUGUCUGUAAAUGUAUGCCAGUUAACUAGAAUUGAUACUGAUAGUGAAUACUGGACCAAAAUUUAAUCACCUGAUUCCUGCAGACAAUCCCACUGAAGCCCAUACAACCCUGUUUUCACUGUUGAAAUGCUGUUUGGAUCCAAGAGCAGACUUGCAUGCAACAGCGUGGUGCCACUGAGAGCUUUGUGAGUGCACUUGGGAAUGCAUUUGUUCAGAUAUAAGUUACAGUAGGGUUGGUGAACUUCUUUGUCUUGCACCAUCCUCUUAGUCCCUUUAUGACUUCCUGGACCACAGUUGGUCUUGCGUUAGCGAGAAAUUCACCUUUUCGCACCCAUGGAAUAACUUCUUUCUGAUUGAUCACAACACCCCCCCCCCGCCUUCCAGAUUUCCUACUCUCCCCACCUACCACCCACGAGACUACAAGGAGUUAGACUCCUUUUGUGAUAACUUGGUAUUUAUCAGGUGUGCAACUUAGAUUACUUUAGCACUUAGGCCCCAAUAUUUACAUCACUGAUAAUUCUAUCCCAUAUAAUUGGAGUUGUCAUUUAAGGGAGUUAUAUAUUUAAGCAGUCAUCACAUUUUUACCAAUGUGUAUUAUUACCAGUGUUUUUAAAACUACCUUAUUCUGUAUUCUUUCUUACCCAAUAAACACUGAUGGAUCACUCUGUAUUUUCAGGAAUGCCAGGAAUGACCUGCUGAGUGCUUGCUCUGUCUCAACAAGUGAAAGUCACCCAGUAGUUUUGUUCCAAACCCAUUCCACAU
Trachemys scripta elegans is the source of this 5738-nucleotide messenger RNA. It is a transcript of the gene EPHA7, whose product is annotated as EPH receptor A7. Lineage: Eukaryota; Metazoa; Chordata; Testudines; Emydidae. The record is from RefSeq and is a predicted model, not a curated record. The coding region runs from base 207 to 1631 and encodes 474 amino acids. Gene Ontology annotation, cellular component: plasma membrane; neuron projection. Gene Ontology annotation, molecular function: transmembrane-ephrin receptor activity; protein binding; ATP binding. The transcript has 6 exons. Gene Ontology annotation, biological process: protein phosphorylation; cell surface receptor protein tyrosine kinase signaling pathway; axon guidance.